This is a messenger RNA of Striga asiatica, 1615 nucleotides long. NCBI's taxonomy places the organism in Eukaryota, Viridiplantae, Streptophyta, Magnoliopsida, Lamiales, Orobanchaceae. The record is from the annotation of a GenBank genome assembly.
CGACAAUUCAUGCACACCAACGUUUCAAAGUCUAGCGAAAAAUCAAUGAGAAGCACGUCACUGUGGCCGACCAACAAAAAAAUCAAGAGUGAUGAUAACAAUGAGAGCACACAGAAAUUGGAACGCCUAAAAUAUCCCACAAACAACACUAGUCAAUUAAAUUGUGCAAUGUCAAUUGUGUGCGACAUACUUGAUUGAAUUUUACACAUCACUUUGAAAUGGUUGUGCAUUCAUAAAAUAUUAUCUUUAUAUUGUUGUCAUAUAAUAUAACAAAAUGGUUGAGCAUAUUACUUUACUUUCGUAAUAACUUUGUUACUUUAUUUUAAUUAGUAUAAUUAAAUUGAAAGAAUUGUCAUUAUAAUUAAAUAGGUGAACUUCACCCCACUCGUGUGUUGUGAACUGCUCACACCAAAUUUUAAAUCGUUAGAUCAACACACACUCAUAUCAAUAUAUGUACGAAAGUUUAACUCACAUUUUAGACGGUUUGAAUUCCUAUAUAAACAUACUUUUAUGAUCGACAGUUUUGCUAUAAAGCCAUCGGAUGGCACGAAUUAUGGAAUCAUCCACAUUUAUUCAUAAAUUAUGUAUUGGCACGUGUCCUUCAAUUAAUACACUUUACACAUGUGUCAAUAAAUUAAAUGAUGGACGAUUCUAUAAGAAAACCAUCCUAUAGUUCUAUAGAAUUUCUGUUAUAAUCGAAUUCUCCCUUAAAAUACUAUAUAUUUUACUAUUUAAAAUACUGGUUACCCACAGUUUAUACACAAGUUGGGAUAGAAGAAAAAUAAAGAUUCGCUAUUUUUUUACAAAAGAGAACUAGUUUGCAACUGCAACCGACCCAUUUCAAUUGAGAUGCACCAAACUUGACUGCUGACUCCAUUUCUUUUAUUUUAUUUCCUUUUUCUUCUCCCUUCCCGAUACUUUCGCUGCCCUCACACAAAAGAUUUGCAAUUUUAUUUAUAAUUAUAUUUUAUUACCCAUUCUUGAAAAUAAUAAUGAAAAAUAUUCAGCCCCCUUUUGUGAGAAUUAGGAUUACAAAUUGAGCAGUUUUCCUUCUGAAAAAUGGAUUUUUGCUGUGUUCCCGUUAUUCAGAAAAGCAUCAUCCACUGAUUCGUAUAUAGAACGCCACCCACACAGCGAAGCAAAUUUCACUUUUUUUUUUUGUAUUUUUUAUUUUUCGGAUUAAAUGUCUGAAUUGGUGGCUCGAACUGGCCGGCAUCAGCAGCGCUACGAGGAUGGCUAUCGCCUCAUUGCUGGGUGUAUUCCCUUCAAAUACAGGAACGUGGAAGAUGGCAACAGCUCACCUGAGAAGAUAGUUGAAGUACUAAUGAUCAAUUCAAAUAGCGGACCUGGUCUUCUAUUUCCUAAGGGUGGAUGGGAAAAUGACGAGACAGCUGAGGAGGCUGCAGAGAGAGAAGCCAUGGAAGAGGCUGGGGUUCGAGGGGAUUUAGUGAGCAAAACUCUCCAAGACGAGUAUAGCCCAGAAGGUCUAUGUAGAGCUGCCAUGUACGCGUUGCAUGUGAAGGAAGAGCUCGAGUGCUGGCCGGAGAAAAGUCAACGGGAGAGAAGUUGGUUGACUAUACGAGAAGCCAUCGAAUGCUGCAGGCACAUGGCAUGA